This is a messenger RNA of Aspergillus niger, 993 nucleotides long. RefSeq lists its product as uncharacterized. The record is from RefSeq and is a predicted model, not a curated record. The coding region runs from base 1 to 993 and encodes 330 amino acids. Lineage: Eukaryota; Fungi; Ascomycota; Eurotiomycetes; Eurotiales; Aspergillaceae. The transcript is spliced from 3 exons. Gene Ontology annotation, molecular function: calcium ion binding.
AUGGCAUACAACCAGUCCUACAACCCCGAUGCGCUGCCAGCUCAUGCAGAGCCGGAACAGGUAGCGCAAAUGCUCGGCGCCAUGCAAUCCAACAACUCGCACCACCAGAAGCAGUCUCGCCCAUCUCCUCACCCUCCCUCCAGCGGGGUUCCACCUCGAGUACCCGUUUCUAGUGCCGGCAGUCCCCAUCCUCAACGUUACGGCGCACCGAGUCAGGCUCCGCACGGUGGACGGUCGCCGGCAAACGUCCCUCCAGCGAGUCAACAACAACGCCCUCACCCACUCCAUCCCUCUCCUCCUCCGCAAAACUACGGCUUUGGGCCGCCUCCUAGCCAGCCAGUGCGCAAUCGUCCGCCGCCCGCGUCGCGUCCACCCAAUUCGCCCAACCAUGGCGCACUGGCAGUUCCCGACGACGACCCGCAACAGCUAUUCCCCCUGUUCCGCGCUGCGAACACGUCGCAUUCGGGCACACUCACGGAGAUGGAGCUGGGCUCUGCUCUAGUGAACGGAGAUUUCACGUCGUUUCACCCGAAGACCGUUAAGAUGAUGAUCCGCAUGUUUGACCGGAACAACAGCGGAACAAUCUCAUUUGACGAGUUUGUGGCACUGUGGCGCUACCUUGCAGCGUGGCGGGAGCUGUUCGAUCGAUUCGAUCAAGACCGCAGCGGGCGCAUUAGCCUGUACGAGUUUGAGAAUGCACUGGUGGCCUUCGGGUACCGGCUAAGCCAGCCAUUUGUGAUGGUGCUAUUCCGGACAUUCGAGAACAAAGGCCGGCAGAUGAAUAAUGGUCCUCCGUACGGGCCAGCGAAACAGGGCAUGAGCUUCGAUUUGUUUGUGCAGGCGUGCAUUAGUCUGCGGCGCAUGACGGACGUCUUUAAGCGGUAUGAUGAUGAUCGCGACGGCUAUAUUACGGUGAGCUUCGAGGAAUUCUUGACUGGUGAGUUGGCCCCCGCCCUCGUUAUGCGAAAACAAGCGUGGAAAAUUAGUUGCUAA